Molecule: messenger RNA, 389 nt
Organism: Nicotiana attenuata
Lineage: Eukaryota; Viridiplantae; Streptophyta; Magnoliopsida; Solanales; Solanaceae
Exons: 2
Coding region: 16-336 (106 amino acids)
Source: RefSeq, a predicted model, not a curated record
AUUGAUGAACAAAAUAUGCGAAGACAAAAUCGUUCCGACAGUGUUAAUGUGUUAGAAUCUCGAAAGGAUAUUGUUGGAAAAUCUGAGAAAAAGAAGAGCAAGAGGGUUAUAAUGGAUGCUGAUCAAGGUAAGAGAAAAUGUGUCGUGGAGGACGAAGUAAAUUUGGGUGUCAAGCCAAAAAAAAAAACAAGGUUCAGAAGGCAGAAAAAGUUAAAAUUCCUGACAAAGUUUGUAAGCCUUGGAAGCUCUAUAUUCCAGUUGGUGAGCCGUUUCCUGUUACUCAUUGGUCAUCAUACACUAAUGUGGACAUUGUAUCGGUUUUACGGUCAAAGUUGACUGAUGUCCAGCUUCGGAUGUUUAGGGAAAGCUGUUUUGGCUAUUUCCUCGAU